AAGAAAAAGGUACUAAACACGUAGAAAAGAGAGGGGGAACCUUUGAGGCAAGAAAACUUGUUUGUACGAGUCGCCGAAUAUAAAUAUCAAUUCGAGGCCAAAAGGUACCAGUCUAAGAUCCGACUAGGCGUCGAGUCGGUUACGCGUCCACCGAACUCAAUCGUUACAACUUCCUCUGGCCGUGUUGCAAAGCUGUCGACAGUGACAUUUCGCGGAUCGAGCGGGAACGUUCGCGUACAUUCGUCGAAAUCGAUAGAAACGCGACUCCAUCGAGUCAGUCGCUUCAAAGAUGAACAUGGUCGAGGAGUACGUCAACACCAGCAAGCUCCAGUACCAAGAUGCGAUCGACAUCAUCGACGAGUUCCAUAAAGAGAUAUCGGAGACUAGGGGCAAGUGCAUCGACGUUGGAUGCGGACCUGGAGACGUCACCAAGAACUUGCUCUUACCGAAAUUACCGUCUGGAGUGGAGGUAGUUGGUUCAGACAUAUCAAAAUCGAUGAUCGAGUACGCGCGACAGAAGUAUCAAGGCGAGAAGCGAUUAUCGUUCACGUGUUUGGACAUUCAGACCGAAGAAUUGCCAAACGAGCACGUCGAACAGUACCAUGGCUUGUUCUCCUUCUUCUGUUUCCACUGGUGCCAGAACAUGGGACGAACCUUCGAGAACGUAUGGAAGAUGCUACGUCCAGGUGGGACAGCCUUGGCCAUGUUUCUAGCUUCCACCGAAGUUUUCAACGCUUACGAGAAGCUACACAAGAAUCCACGAUACAAACCAUACAUGCAGGACGUGGAUCGUUUCGUGCCUUACUUCCAUCGUUGCAAGGAUCCCAGGGCUGCCUUUAGGAAGAUCCUGGAAGACAUUGGUUUCGAAAUCCUGCAUUGCAGCAGGAGAGACAGAACCUUCAUUUUCCGAAACUCGCAGUCACUGAAAGAUUUCAUGAUCCCCAUCACGCCCUUCGUUUCGCGGAUCCCCGAUCAAGAGCUUCAAAAUGAAUUCAUGGAUGCGUUGAUGCGUGAAAUAACGGUCAUGAAGAUUCAGUUCUCGGACGAAGACUACAGCGAUCAGCGAGAACUGGGUAUUCUGGGCAGAUACCAGCUUCUGGUCGCGUACAUUAAAAAACCUUGCGACGUGCGCUGAGAAAAUAUAGGGAACUCUACUCUGACAAUUUUUGAUAAAAAUAUAAAUAUUAAUUUCUCUAGAUGAAACUUUGUACCAAUAAAAAUAAAAGAAUACUUUUGUACAGCUGCAAUCGAAAUUCGAGCUGCAAU
Messenger RNA from Hylaeus anthracinus, 1266 nucleotides. RefSeq names its product juvenile hormone acid O-methyltransferase (gene jhamt). Lineage: Eukaryota; Metazoa; Arthropoda; Insecta; Hymenoptera; Colletidae. The transcript is spliced from 5 exons. The coding region runs from base 290 to 1135 and encodes 281 amino acids. The record is from RefSeq and is a predicted model, not a curated record.